This is a messenger RNA of Blastocystis hominis, 1767 nucleotides long. RefSeq lists its product as hypothetical. The record is from RefSeq and is a predicted model, not a curated record. The coding region runs from base 65 to 1342 and encodes 425 amino acids. The transcript has 6 exons. Lineage: Eukaryota; Bigyra; Opalinata; Blastocystidae.
UCGAGACUCGAUUUGUCUCGCUUGAUACGAAAUAUAGAAAGGAGAGAUUUUGUAGUUUGUUGGGAUGUGUCGAGUAUUGGGCGUUUUUUUCUUGUUCUUUGUCAUUCUUGUCCAUUCGGAAACACACUUUCCAGCCAAAUCUUCCGAACGAAAGCAAGGACAUGAGCUUAGUAUCGAAGCUGAAGUGAAUGCUGAUGGAAGCAGUCGUACCGUGUCCAGACCUUUUGACAAAAUUCACACCCAUUCAAUUGUUCAUAACACAUUUUCAGCCAAAUUCGAGCAGGGCGAAGAGGAAGGUGUGAGGAAGGUGAUGAAUCCUCACUAUCGAUUGGUUUUGGCCACAACAUUUAUUGAAAUAAACUCCCCAGAGAAGGACGAGAUCCAGCGAAACACUCUACGAAAUCUGAUCGCUCUGGGUCCAAGCGUGCGAAUCGUCGUGUUUGCGACCUCCGAUCAGUACUUCGCCGAGUUCCACAACGACGUCGAUUUUGUGCGCGAAAUGAAGUGCAAUCGGUACGGAACGCCGAUCUUCCGGUAUAUGAUGAUGCACAUCGAAACUCACUACUCCUUUGACUAUUAUGGCUACUGCAACGGCGAUCUCCUCAUCCACUCUUCUCUCCUCUCUGCUCUUGACUUCGUUUCAGGUCAGAUCGAGAAGGGUUUGCUGGACCAUCGCGUGUUUCUGGUGGGUCGCCGCACCAACAUUUUCGCUCCAUUUCCGCAGCUCUCUCGCUCUCAACGCGCACAGAACGAUGCGAAAAUCGCCGACUGCGCCAAGCAGGGCAGUCUUUUCCAAUCGGACGCGGAGGACUAUUUCGUGUUUACGCAACACACAUUCAAUUGGCAGUUCAUCAAAGACGUGGUGAUCGGCCGGCCCGGCUACGACAACUACCUCGUCAGCCAAGUGUACCACAACCGAACCAAGAUUUCCUUUCUCGACAUCACGAACGCGGUGGUCGUGGCGCACCAAACCGACGCGGACGGCGUCAAAGCCGGCCAUCGCAAAACAAAAGACCGAUUUUACAACAUGAAACUCAUCAAACGCGACUGGAAAAAGGGACGCAUCGAGUACAGCGACUUCGUUCUCGAGCAGUUCCCCGCCGAUUCCUUCGCUCUGCGGAGGCGUUUCUACGUCCCGGACGUUUCAUUCGACGACUCGUUUCUGCUGGAAGAGCUGGGCAUUCUGCGGAGAUUCGUUCGGCCAUCCGACGUCUGCGUUGAACUGGCGUCGCGCGUUGUGCGAGGCGUCUUAGCCGAGAUGUGUAGGAAGCUGUAUGUUGUGGUAUAUCGCGAUUCGUUCGUUCCGUUGCCGAUUGAUCGGGGUUUGAUCGUAGGGAGAUGAAGGUGUCGUUCGAUCCCAACAAGGUUCAGAUUUUGUUUGGGGGUGCUGAGUAUUUGUAGGAGUUUGGUGAGUUCUUGUGUUUUUUCGUAGAGAGACGGAAUUUGAAGAGCGACCCAUUUCGACAUCAAAACAGUUUGCUGGGUAUUUGGAGGCGCUGGAUCGGAUUGAAGAACCGGUUGAUGUUGUAAUCGAUGAUGGAAGGUGCAGACCGCAAGCAGCGGACAGAAUGCGAAAGCAUCUGCGAGAAAACGGAACCCUUGUGAUCCGCGGCGAUCGCGCUCAUUAUAAAUUCAUUUCUUCGUAUUAUUCGGUGGUAGCAAAGUUUUCUUCCACCAUGUAUCCUGGAAAAGAGUUUUCGGGAAUGACUGUGUAUAGAAACGAUAAGGUAGAGAAGCAAAUAGAGUAUCCCAAGUGGUGGUAGCUGA